CUUACAGAUUAACGUGUCUGGAUCUCUGGAUCGGCCGAGUCGACGAAGACGAGACGCAUGCGCAGAUUUUCCGCUCGAGAUUAAGUCAACAGCUCAAUAACCAAACCAAACAACACAACACAGCACAGCACAAAACAAAAAUUAAACGUGCAAACAGACGUCGAGGCAUCUCACUCUCUAUCUCCGUCUCUACAUGAGACUCAUUCUCUAUCUCUGUCUCUGUCUCCGGCUACGGCUCUGACAGCGGCUCAUUUAAAGGCAACGCGUCUUGCCGUUAAUCGUUCAGAACAUUUCAAGCUGUGCGAGUGAGCGAACCAGCCAAACUAACCGCAAAAAACAGCAAUAAGAAAAGAAUAAUAAAAUAAAAACAAUAAUAAAAAUAAUAAAAUAAUAUUAUUAAGUGCUUGACGAAAAUGUCUUAAAAACCAAGCCAAGCGACGUGCUUGACCACAAUUACAAAAAUUUCGACUUUUGCAACGCUCUCGACUGAGAUUUUGAGUGCAACUCGCGUCUAAUCCGCCAAAAGACUGUACUAGAUUAACAUAACUAUUUAAAUAUAUAGAGUAACAUAUAUAAAACACACACAAUGUCUGCAUCGAAGGAAGCGAUUUGCUCGAGUUCCGAAAAGGAUCCGGAGAAGCCUCAGCUGGGCUGGGCAACCACCCGCUACUUUGUCACAUUCAUGCUCUUCCUGGGCAUGGCCAAUGCGUACGUGAUGCGCACCAAUAUGUCCGUGGCCAUUGUGGCGAUGGUGAACCAUACGGCCAUUCAGAAGGGCGAGGAGAUCCUCGACGAUGAGUGCGGCGAUCGGGAACUGGAAGUCGACAAUGGCGAAGAUGGCGAGUUCGCUUGGAGUUCCAGUUUGCAGGGCUAUAUACUGUCCUCCUUCUUCUACGGCUAUGUGAUCACGCAGAUUCCUUUCGGCAUAUUGGCCAAGAAAUACGGUGCUCUGCGGUUCCUCGGCUGGGGCAUGCUCAUAAACUCCGUGUUCGCCUUCCUGGUGCCUGUGGCGGCUCGCGAAGGCGGAGUCUACGGCCUCUGCGCUGUCCGCUUCAUCCAGGGCCUGGGCGAGGGUCCCAUUGUGCCCUGCACGCACGCUCUCCUGGCCAAGUGGAUACCACCCAAUGAACGCUCCCGCAUGGGCGCUGCGGUCUACGCGGGUGCUCAGUUUGGUACGAUUAUCUCGAUGCCACUGUCUGGCCUGCUGGCUGAGUACGGCUUCUCCGGUGGCUGGCCCUCGAUCUUCUAUGUGUUUGGCGUGGUGGGAACAGUGUGGUCCAUUGCCUUCCUCAUUUUCGUCUUUGAGGAUCCCUCAGCACAUCCUCGCAUCGACGAGCGUGAGAAGCGCUACAUCAACGACUCCCUCUGGGGCACAGAUGUGGUCAAGAGCCCGCCCAUCCCGUUCAAGGCCAUCAUGAAGUCGCUGCCCUUCUACGCGAUUCUGUUCGCUCACAUGGGUCACAACUAUGGCUAUGAGACCCUGAUGACGGAACUGCCCACCUACAUGAAGCAGGUGCUACGCUUCUCCCUGAAGUCCAACGGCUUGCUCAGCUCCCUGCCCUACCUGGCCAUGUGGCUGUUCUCCAUGUUCAUUUCGGUGAUUGCGGAUUGGCUGAUCAGCUCGAACCGCUUCUCGCUGACGGCCACCAGGAAGAUCAUCAACAGCAUUGGCCAGUAUGGACCCGGCCUGGCUCUGAUUGCCGCCUCGUACACGGGCUGCGAUCGCGCCUUGACUCUGGCCAUACUCACGAUUGGCGUUGGCCUCAAUGGCGGCAUCUACUCGGGCUUCAAGAUCAACCACUUGGACCUGACGCCGCGCUUCGCGGGCUUCCUCAUGGCCAUCACGAACUGCUUGGCCAAUCUGGCGGGUCUGCUGGCGCCAAUUGCUGCGGGCAAUCUGAUCAACGAUAAGCCCACGAUGGGACAGUGGCAGAUUGUCUUCUUCAUCGCCGCGUUCGUGUACAUCAUUUGCGGCACCUUCUACAACAUCUUCGGCUCCGGCGAGCGCCAGUUCUGGGACAAUCCCGACAACGAUGAGCAGAAGCCGAGCCUGGAGAGCAACAGCGGCACGAACCAUGAGACACCAAUCGGAAGGCUGAGCAAUGGCAAUUCAGCGCCGCUGGCCAUCACUGCCAGCGAGUCUAGGCAGUAAUUACCAUUACACUGUACUACACUACACUACACUACACUAUACAGAAGAUAGUUUAAGUUAUUAAUUUAGUUAGUUAUACUCUAAGCGAAAAGUUGUUGUUACCGCAUUAGCAUUGCCCGAAGCCUUAGAGUUCAAGCAACAGCAUUGAGAAAGACAAUAAUCGUCAGUGGCCCACAAAAUUUCAAUACAAGUUUGAUUUGAUCUGAGCACAAAACAA
Drosophila arizonae is the source of this 2369-nucleotide messenger RNA. It is a transcript of the gene Picot, whose product is annotated as putative inorganic phosphate cotransporter protein picot. Gene Ontology annotation, molecular function: phosphate transmembrane transporter activity. NCBI's taxonomy places the organism in Eukaryota, Metazoa, Arthropoda, Insecta, Diptera, Drosophilidae. Gene Ontology annotation, cellular component: membrane. Gene Ontology annotation, biological process: monoatomic anion transport; phosphate ion transmembrane transport. The record is from RefSeq and is a predicted model, not a curated record.